AUGAGUGAUAACUCUUCUUUUGAUGCUGAAACCUCCAGCAUCAAUAAUUCAGAUGAAGAAAUCUCCUCAACAGAGGUAUCUUCUAAUGAGCACGCUUCCAGCGAACAAUCUUUCAAUACCUCUAGGUCUAGUCACUCCGAAACCCAAUCAAAUCAAUCAGUUGAGGAAUAUUCUUCCAGCUCAGACCAAGAUGAGGACGAUGAAACGGCUUCCGAUAAUGAAGAAAGUUCUGUAACAGAUAGAGAAGAGAUCUUCACCUCCGAUGAUUGUUCAGAAAACUCUGGUCCAGAUGAUCCACCAUACUCGUUUAACUCUGAUACCCAAUCCGACUCAUCCGAAAGUGAUUCAGCUCCUCCUGAUACUAGCGAACAACACCAAAAAAAUAUAGUUCAAAAUCUACUCUCAACUGGCUACAAAGGUCCCCAUAUCUUAAAAAUUCUUCGGGAUGAACAUGGAAUACAGAUGUCUGCUAAAACUCUCAGUCGAAAACGAAAAGAAUGGGGACUCCGAUUAUGCGAUCUUGAACAAGCACCACCUCCCACGCCACUAUCCCCCAAGAUUCGAGCCUCACUAGUUUCCUCACACUCCAAAGGAAUGAAUCUAAAUGAGAUUCAGGCACAGCUAGCUAAUGAGACAAGUGUCAAUGUAUCCAUCCGUACCAUCAAGCGCUACUUAAAACAGCUUAACUUGAAACUUCUUCGAAACAAUGUAACUCAUGGUAAAAUUACUAUUCAGCAAGUACAUGAUGCUAUCCACGAUGCUCGAACUAGAAGGCUACAAAGUGAUGCUGGCUAUCGAAGGAUGAGAAUGAUCCUCAUGAGGGAAUAUGAUAUUCAAAUCCCACAACGGUUAGUCUACGAUGUUCUCAGGGAAAUCGAUCCAGAGGGUAUGGCCGCUCGACUACGAGGUGUAUGCAAACGUCAAAUAUAUCAAACAAAUGGACCCAACCACAUCUGGUCCAGUGAUGGACAUGAUAAGUUGAAGCGCUUUGGACUUACCAUAUACGGAUUUGUUGAUGCCUGGUCAAGAAAAAUUCUUGGGAUGUUUGUUCAUGUAACAAACAACGACCCUCGCCACAUUGCGGUGUACUUCCUUCAACUUGCAUCUAAGGCUGGUGGAAUCCCACUCCUACUCACAACCGACUGUGGUACCGAAACUGUUAAAAUGGCUAGGUGUAUGAUGGAAUUAACAUAUACUCACAUGGAAAUCUCACUGGAAGAUGCAGCAAAGCGAAUGCAUUACACCAAGUCAACACAUAAUCAAAAAAUCGAAUCCCUUUGGUCUCAGAUGAUGAAGCAGCACAACCGUGCAAUCAAACACGAUAUUCUAAGUCACAUUGAAGAUGGGAGUUAUGAUGACCAAGAUGAUGUUCAAAAGUGA
This is a messenger RNA of Puccinia graminis f. sp. tritici CRL 75-36-700-3, 1380 nucleotides long. RefSeq lists its product as uncharacterized. Lineage: Eukaryota; Fungi; Basidiomycota; Pucciniomycetes; Pucciniales; Pucciniaceae. The record is from RefSeq and is a predicted model, not a curated record. Bases 1 to 1380 code for a protein of 459 amino acids. The transcript has 2 exons.